This is a messenger RNA of Grus americana (Whooping crane), 2578 nucleotides long. RefSeq names its product microtubule associated protein 10 (gene MAP10). The coding region runs from base 7 to 2457 and encodes 816 amino acids. The record is from RefSeq and is a predicted model, not a curated record. Gene Ontology annotation, cellular component: midbody; mitotic spindle midzone; mitotic spindle pole. Gene Ontology annotation, molecular function: microtubule binding. Lineage: Eukaryota; Metazoa; Chordata; Aves; Gruiformes; Gruidae. Gene Ontology annotation, biological process: positive regulation of cytokinesis; mitotic spindle midzone assembly; cytoplasmic microtubule organization. The transcript has a single exon.
GCCGCCAUGGCGGCGGCGCCGGGCUUGGAGGAACUCUUCGCGCUGGAGCUGCUCGUGGAGGCGGUGCGGGUGGCGGUGCCGGUGCCGGGCUCCGCGCUGCGCCCGGCCGUGGCGCUGCGCCUCCUGGACUUCCCCACUCUCCUGCUGCGCCCCGCCGCCGCCGCGCCGCCCCUGCGGCCGGGGCGGACUUUCCCCUUCGGCCGCGGCAAGCGCUGCCUCUUCCGCUGGCGCCGGGGCUCUCUCUGCGCCGCGCUCCGCCGCCGGCCGCUCCGCGCCUUGCUCCUGGCGCUGCCCGCCGGGCUCGCCCCGGGCCCCCCACGCCUCCUCGGCAGCUGCGGCGUCUCCCUGGCCCCCGCCGCCGCCGAGCUACUGCAGCGGCCCGGGGCGGCUGCCUCUUGCGGUCGCCGCGGCUCCUUCCUGCUGCGGGACUCCGCGGGCCACCCUGUCGGGGAACUGGUCCUGGGCUACAGCCUCACCAGCCUGGAGGCCGGUGAGGAGCUGUCCCCGCCGAGCCCGGCCAGCCCCCGCGCUGCGACGCCGCCCGCUGCCUCCCCUGAGCCGCGAGGCGAGGAGGAGGACGGUGAGGAGGAGGAGGGUGAGGAGGAGGAUGAGGAGCUGCAGGGCAACAUCUUUUGCCCUCCCGUACUGUAUUACAGCCGCAAGUCUGCUGAGCCUCAUCUGCCGCCAGCAGCAGCAGCCACAGGGAAAUGGGAGCAUGUCAAGGCCUGGAGACCGCAGGAGCAAGAGAAGGGCCAGAGCCCCCCACAUCCCAGCGCUGGGCCCUCAUUGCUGCACCCUGCCAGCCCUCGACAGCUCCACAACACCCUGGGGCAGCUGCCGCUACUCAGUGCCUUGCUGGCAGAGCUGUCGGUGCUCACCCGCAGUACUACUCCUGCUGCUGUCCACCCCCAUCUGGCCUGGCUCUACCAGCCCCCAGAGCGUGGUGGCAUGGCCUCGCAGCCCCCCAGCCCCAGCUCUGCCCUCAAGCCUCCAGAGGCACCUGUGGGGCCUGGCAGGAGCUGCAGUGCUGCCAGCCCUAGAUUCAAGCAAGGCUGGCAAGAGGCCGCCUCACCAGGGUCUUCUCAGGCUGGGAAAGGACCCAAGGAGGCUGUACCCCAGAGGGAGACAGACUCUGAAAGGAACCGCAAAACUAAGGAAAACAGACCUCCCAGAAGGAAACUGUUGUAUGGGCUGACAAAUACACUGAGGCUACGGCUGCAGCGGACCAACCCUGAUAAGCUGAUAAUUCAUGAAAAGAGAGAGCAGUACAGAAAAAAACAAAUGGAGAUGCUGAAGGAGAAAAGCCCUUUAUCCAAAAGAAAGCUGCUUAGAAAUGCCGGAGAACAGCAUGUGGCUUCUUACAGGCACCGUAGCAAGGGAGAGACUUCAAAGCAGAAUAAUCAGUUUGAUAAAACUGGUAAGACUUCAUUACAAAACAGUGCUCUCACAGAGCACGUUUCCGUGACAGGAGAUGUGUCCCCUGACCUGCAGAAACAGGCUAUUGCAAGUCUAUUGAAGAACAAUGAAACUGCAAGCAAGGAACAUCCAUGCAAAGUAACUACAGCCCCCUUACUGGAAGAAACUCUAUUAAAAUCUGCUCACAAGGAAAAGUAUGGGAAAGCCCAACUCCCUGCAGCUUUCCCAUCAGAGGCUAAUGCAAAGGAAAGUAAUGAGGAAGCAAUACACUUAAUCCACCAUAAAACCGCGGAGCGAGAUGAUGCGUCUGUUGUAAGUGAUCAUAAACCAAGCCCCAGCAGGAGUGUUGAAAACAAUUCUGAAUUCAUAUACUCGGAUGACUUCAUUGCUAGUCCUGAGAACACAGUUUAUUCAGAAGACUUCACCAGUGUUGAGUGUAUGGGCAGAGACUCAGAAGCUCUUGAGAGCAGUCCUGAACCUCUGUGGCUUGAAAGCCCAAAGCGAGGUUGGUCAGAUACAGAGCCGGAAUCCAGUAAGUCCAGAAUUUCAAAGACAAGUCAAAGAGCUGAAAGUACUUCAGAUCUUCUGCCAGUUCCUUCAGUUUCAUCUUCAGUCCAGUCUUUGAAGAGAAACUGUGACUUAAAAACCAGCAAGAGAACUAAUGCUCAAUCUGUUGAUGCACUGAAUGAUGCCUCCAUUCAAGCAAGGUUACUAGAUGAAGAGCAGGAAGCCCAGCAAAUCAGUAGGGAAGAGAACAGGGGUGAUGAGCAUAUGAAACAAGUAUUUACACUGAGAAGCAAACAAGUUAGCUCUGAUACUGAUCUGAAUAUAGGAAAGGGGCAGACCUCUGCAGGAAAAAGCCAGUCAGUAACGCAAGUUAACUCUUACUUGCCAUCUAACAUGUCUGAUCUUGAACUUAGUGUCCUGGAAAACAGUAUGUCAGACAAGAAUGAUGAUUUUCUGGGGAAACUAUGUGUUCCAAAUCAAUACAAAGACAUCAGUGAACUUGUAAUAAACAAACUUCCGGGAUACACAAUGUAAUUGCAAGUUCUCACUGUCUGGAUUAAGAUACGAUAUUUAAACUUUGUAAGGCCUGUUACAUUUACCUGCAAUAUAUACAAGUUAAUUUAAGACUUUAUCAUACACAUUUAAUACAUUGGUG